UGACAAGAGAUCAAAGUGCAGGUUUUCUGGUCUCGUGCUGUAAACAACCACCUGCGGUCUGUCGGAAAGUUCACGUCAUGGCCUCGGGCGACGGGAUUCAGAUACCGAGCCGUCUCCCGCUCCUCCUGACCCACGAAGGAGUUCUCCUCCCGGGCUCCACCGUCCGCCUCAGCCUGGACUCUCCCCGGAACAUGCAGCUAGUGAGCCGGCGGCUGCUCAAGGGAACCUCGCUGAAAAGCACCAUCAUCGGGGUGAUUCCCAACACCCGAGACCCGGAGCACGACACGGACGGACUGCCGCCCUUACACAGGAUCGGUACGGCGGGCAUCGCGGUGCAGGUGGUGGGCAGUAACUGGCCCAAACCUCACUACACGCUGCUGAUCACCGGACUGUGUCGCUUCAGGGUGUCGGUGCUGCUGAAGGAGCGGCCGUUCGUCCUGGCAGAGGUGGAGCAGCUGGAUAAACUGGAGCAGUACACCUCAGCAUCAUCUUCGUCGGUUGAAGGAGACCUCGGGGAGCUGUCACAGAAGUUCUACCAAGCUGCCGUUCAGUUAUUAGGAAUGUUGGACAUGUCGGUGCCGGCGGUGGCCAAGUUCAGGCGCCUGUUGGACAGUCUGCCCCGGGAAACGCUCCCAGACGUUGUUGCCUCCAUGAUCCGCACGUCCAACAAGGAGAAACUACAGGUUCUGGAUGCCAUCAGUCUGGAGGAGCGUUUUCAGAAAGUCCUGCCCAUGUUGACCCGACAGAUUGAAGGACUCCAGCUGCUGCAGAAGAGCCGGAAGCUGAGUCCAGAUCAUGAGAAGAGGGUUCUUACGGGCCGUAGAGGCGGCGUGUUCCCGGGCCGACAGUUUAAUCUGGAUGAGGAAGACGAGGAUGAGGAUGGAGACGACACGGCAGCUUUAGAGAGGAAGAUCCACGGGUCCAACAUGCCUGAAGCUGCACUCAGAGUCUGUCUGAAGGAGCUCAAGAGGUUGAAGAAGAUGCCUCAGUCAAUGCCUGAAUUCGCUCUGACCAGAAACUAUUUGGACUUGAUGGUGGAGCUGCCAUGGAACCAGAGCACCAAAGACUGCCUGGACAUCAGCGCCGCUCGGACACAGUUGGACAACGAUCACUACGCCAUGGACAAGCUGAAGAGACGCGUCCUGGAGUACCUGGCUGUGAGACAGCUGAAGACGUCUCUGAAGGGCCCCAUCCUGUGCUUUGUCGGACCCCCAGGAGUCGGGAAGACGAGCGUGGGACGCUCCAUCGCCCGGACUCUGGGACGAGAGUUUCACCGGAUUGCUCUGGGAGGCGUCUGUGACCAGUCGGACAUCAGAGGACACAGGCGUACGUACGUCGGCAGCAUGCCCGGUCGAAUCAUCAACGGUCUGAAGACGGUGGGCGUACGUAAUCCCGUCUUCCUGCUGGAUGAGGUGGACAAGCUGGGGAAGAGUCUUCAGGGCGACCCUGCAGCCGCUCUGCUGGAGGUUCUGGACCCGGAGCAGAACCACAGCUUCACAGAUCACUACCUCAACGUGGCCUUUGACCUCUCCCAGGUGCUGUUCAUCGCCACUGCCAACACCACAGGCACUAUCCCCCCGGCGCUGCUGGACCGGAUGGAGGUUCUGCAGGUUCCAGGGUACACCCAGGAGGAGAAGGUGGAGAUCGCUCACCGUCAUCUGAUCCCAAACCAGCUGGAGCAGCACGGCUUGACUCCUCAGCAGCUGCUCAUCCCUCACGACUCCACCAAGGACAUCGUCAGCAGGUACACUCGGGAGGCGGGCGUUCGCUCGCUGGAGAGGAAGAUCGGAGCCGUGUGUCGAGCCGUCGCCGUGAGAGUCGCCGAAGCUCAGAAAGUCCCGGAGACGCCGAGGUCUGAGUCAUCGCCGCCGCAGGAUGAUAAAGCGGCGCCGCCUGAGAUGCCCAUCGUCAUCGAUCACGUCGCCCUGAAGGACAUCCUGGGACCGCCGUUGUUUGAGAUGGAGGUCUCAGAGCGGCUCACACUGCCCGGCGUGGUUCUGGGUCUGGCCUGGACCCCGCUCGGGGGGGAGAUCAUGUUCGUGGAGGCCAGUCGGACGGAGGGGGAGGGUCAGCUGACUCUGACGGGUCAGCUGGGCGACGUGAUGAAGGAAUCAGCUCACCUCGCCAUCAGCUGGCUCAGAGCCAACGCCAGAACCUACCGACUCACCAACAUGGUGGGCGGUUCUGAUCCGCUGGAAGGGACGGACAUCCACCUCCACUUCCCUGCUGGAGCCGUCACCAAGGACGGCCCCUCUGCUGGCGUUACCAUAGUAACGUGCCUGGCCUCUCUGUUCAGCGGCCGUUUGGUCCGAUCUGACGUGGCCAUGACGGGAGAGAUCACGCUACGAGGGCUGGUUCUGCCGGUGGGCGGGAUCAAAGACAAAGUUCUGGCAGCGCAUCGAGCCGGAGUCAAACGGGUCAUCCUCCCCAAACGCAACGAGAAGGACCUGGAGGAGCUUCCCGCUAACGUCCGAUCCGACCUAGACUUUGUUCUGACCGGAAAUCUGGAGGAGGUUCUGAACGCCUCCUUUGACGGUGGGUUUCCAGGGACAAGCGGGAGACGAUCGGACCCUCAGCUCAGCAGUAAACUAUGAAGGAGGCCAGAGAGACGGGCCGAGGUCCAAACGACAACAAAAUCCUGACCCAUCUGAAGAAUCCAACCCGGUUCUGGUCUGGCUGCCUGAGUGGUGGCCUCUUUAUUUUCUCAUGAACACCUGAAGACUGACGUCGUGUUUUAGAUCAAAUCCUGAACAGAAUCAGUUUAAAGGUGGCGUUUUCACAUUAAUCUGUAUUCAAUUCAGUUUAUUCGUAUAGCGCCAAGUCAG
This is a messenger RNA of Nematolebias whitei (Rio pearlfish), 2825 nucleotides long. It is a transcript of the gene lonp2, whose product is annotated as lon peptidase 2, peroxisomal. The record is from RefSeq and is a predicted model, not a curated record. Gene Ontology annotation, cellular component: peroxisomal matrix. Lineage: Eukaryota; Metazoa; Chordata; Actinopteri; Cyprinodontiformes; Rivulidae. The coding region runs from base 78 to 2594 and encodes 838 amino acids. Gene Ontology annotation, biological process: protein quality control for misfolded or incompletely synthesized proteins; protein catabolic process; protein targeting to peroxisome. Gene Ontology annotation, molecular function: ATP-dependent peptidase activity; serine-type endopeptidase activity; ATP binding. The transcript has 17 exons.